Syngnathus typhle (broad-nosed pipefish) is the source of this 13683-nucleotide messenger RNA. RefSeq names its product hemicentin 2 (gene hmcn2). The record is from RefSeq and is a predicted model, not a curated record. NCBI's taxonomy places the organism in Eukaryota, Metazoa, Chordata, Actinopteri, Syngnathiformes, Syngnathidae. Gene Ontology annotation, molecular function: calcium ion binding. Bases 217 to 12813 code for a protein of 4198 amino acids. The transcript is spliced from 81 exons.
UUUAGCUCCAAACUUUACGCACGGAUGUGCUCCUCUGGACCUAUUUCACACCGCAUUUGGAGGCAUUUUCUACUCAAGUGUAUUGCCCAUUUAAAAUAGUCACGCCUGCUCUUUUAUACGCCUGCUCAUUUUUUUACAUUUUUUUUAAACUUUAAACAACAUUUUACCUGCUGACGCGUCUCAUUCCUGCAGACGGAUGCGGUAGAAUACAAAAAGAUGAAGUGUGUCUUGAUAACUUGCCUGGUCCUGGUGCUAUGCAGCGUGCACAGGCUCCGGGCAUCCCCGGCUUUGGAGGAAGGCGACGGGUCGGAUGACAGCGCCUCGACCCUGGCCUUUGUGUUCGAUGUGACCGGAUCCAUGUACGACGACCUUAAGCAGGUGAUCGAUGGCGCCUCGCGGAUCCUGGAAAAGACCCUCAACCGAAGGACCAGACCCAUCAAAAACUUUGUUCUGGUUCCGUUCCAUGAUCCAGACAUUGGUCCAGUGUCCAUCACCACUGACCCUACAAAGUUCCAGAAGGAUCUUCAAGAGCUGUUUGUUCAGGGUGGUGGUGACUGCCCUGAGAUGAGUGUUGGAGCCAUUAAGAAAGCCUUGGAGGUUUCUCUUCCUGGAUCCUUCAUUUAUGUCUUCACCGACGCUCGAGCCAAAGACUACCGCCUGAAAAGAGAUGUUCUCCAGCUGGUGCAACUCCGUCAGUCUCAGGUGGUUUUUGUGCUGACUGGGGACUGUGGUGAUCGCUCUCAGCCUGGCUACAAGGCCUACGAGGAGAUUGCAGCCAUGUCCUCAGGCCAGAUCUUUCACCUGGACAAGCAGCAGGUCAAUGAGGUAUUGAUGUGGGUCGAGGAGACUAUUCAGGCCAUGAAGGUCCAUCUACUGUCCUCAAACCAUGACAGUGCCCAGGAGAAUCUUUGGGAAGUGCCCUUUGACCCUAGCCUCCGCGAGGUCACUGUGUCACUCAGUGGGCCUGCUCCACAAAUUGAGCUCAAAGAUCCCCUUGGCCACGUAGUAGGUCCUGAGCAGGGUCUGAAAGAGCUUCUGAAUAUUCCUAACUCUGCUCGUGUUGUCAACCUGAAGUUUCCCAGGCCCGGAGCAUGGAACUUGAAGGUUAGCUGCACUGGCCGUCAUACCCUGAGGGUCACGGGAGUCAGCAAUCUGGACUUCCGGGCUGGCUUUUCAAGUUUACCUGUUAAAGAGUUUAACCACACUAGGGAGAGGCCAAUCACAGGACUGCCAGCAUAUGUUUUGCUGAAAUGCACAGGCCUGAAGCCUCCAGGUCAUCUGAGUCACGUAGAACUAAUGUCUGGCUCGGGACGUUCCCUGCGCACCAUUCAGGUGCCUCUGCCCUCUGACCUUGGCCAGCAAGGGCUGUGGAGUAUCCCAGAGAUACGCACCCCUUCCCAGAGUUUCUUCAUCAAGGCAACGGGCAGAGACGAGGAGGGCUAUCGCUUCCAGCGACUGUCCAGUGUCUCAUACACCAACAUAGUUCCAGCUCCCCCAGCUGUCAACAUGCCUGAUGUGGUGAACGGUAUCUACAUGCACCCUGCUACGAUUCGCUGUUCUGUGGAGAGCGACAUACCUUACAGGCUAAGAUUUACCAGAAGUGGAAGGGCACUUGGGGCGGAGAAGUUCUUCCAGAAAUCUGCCACUGCAUCAUGGGAGAUUGACCAUGCUUCAGCUGAGGAUGAGGGCUUCUAUGAGUGCAUAGCACAGAGUGGUGCAGGUCAAGGACAUGCCUUAACCCAGCUGAGUGUUAGAGAGCCUGCUCCUGUACUCAAGCCAGCAGUCAAUGUGACUUCCUUAGUGGGAAGCGUGGCUGUGUUGUCCUGUAAGGUAGAGGGCUCCAUGCGCUACAACCUGACCUGGAUCCGAGCAGGUCGCACCAUCCGAGCUCAUUCGGGGAGGGUGAGGCUGCUGUCCAACUCGUCCCUUCAGGUUAGCAGCGUGAAGAUUCAGGAUGCUGGGGAUUACCACUGUGUGGCCUCAAAUGCCCACGGAGACAACAGAAUCACUGUAUGGCUCUUCGUCCCAGAGGCACCUUCUGUGGUACUUCACCCCCAGAGCCAGGUCUUUUCCCGAGGGGAUGAAAUCCGCCUCGUCUGCUCAACAUCCGGCUCUCCCCCUCCUCUGCUCUUUUGGAGUCAUGGAAACACGUUCCUUGCUAAUCGGCCGAGGUUGAGUCUACACGAGCGAGGAGUUGUGACCAUAACAGGGGCUGUCCCAGAGGAUGCUGGGAAUUACACAUGUCUGGCAAGCAACGUGGCUGGGACUGCCUCGCAGUCUGUCUUUCUUACUUACGCAGAGGUGCCUAUCAUAACAGUGGUGCAGCAGGUCCUACUUGUAGCUGUUGGGGAUGAUGCUACUCUGGAGUGUCAGGCCAGUGGAACGCCCACUCCUCUUGUCCAUUGGUUUAAAGGGAAACUUGAGGUGGGCUCCGCCCCCUUUGUUCAGCAAGAUGUCCACCGUGGGACCCUGCACAUUGGAGGAGUACAGGAAGUAGAUGCUGGUCAAUACAGCUGUGUGGCCAGCAGUCCUGCUGGGACCUCAUCUGGCACAGUCACUCUGCAGGUUGGAGUGGGACCUUUGUUCUCUGAGGCACCGGUUGACAUGGCGGCUAAUGUAGGGGAAAACAUCACCCUUCCCUGUGUGGCUCGAGGUUUCCCGCAACCAACUGUGUCUUGGUACACUCAAGAUGGCAGACACAUUCUCCCAAGGACAGACAAUCACAGCAGAAAAAGGCAACUGGAGAAUGGAUUCCUUCUGAUUGAGAGUAUCUGGCUGGAUGAUGAAGGGCUCUACACCUGUGAAGCCCAAAACCAGUUUGGAACCAUUAAAGCUGAGGCCAGAGUUAGUGUCACUGGACUGGAGCCCCCACUCUUAGCUCAAGGUGCCCCCGUCAUUACCACUGGCAUCGGGCAGUCCCUGAGUAUCCCAUGUAUGCUGCUGGAUGGAAUACCACUCCCAGAGAGACAGUGGUCACGAAAUGGGAAACAUGUUCAGUUGAACGGGAGAAUGUUUGUGAGGAGUGAUGGUAGUUUGUACAUUGAAAGAGCUGUCCCAGAGGAUUCUGGCACGUAUGUUUGCACAGCAGUGAACGUAGCAGGCUCAAUGAACAUCACAGUGAGCUUGGAGGUCCAUGUGCCCCCAGAGAUCAACGGUGGCCCCUACCGCUACAUAGCUAACGAAGGUCUAGCCAUCACAUUAUCAUGUGAGACCAGUGGGGUUCCUAAGCCGGUUGUGGUCUGGUCCAAGGGAAGGCAACCUCUGCCUCGUGACAGCUCCUCGCUUCAAGCUGACCCCAACGGAUACCUCCACAUCCCUCACCCCACCACUGACGAUGCAGGAAUCUACAUCUGUACCGCCACUAGUUCUGUGGGUUACGCUAGUCGAGAAAUCCAGCUCAGUGUCAACACAAUACCCAAGAUAAUGGGUGUGAGUGACCAUGACAACAUAGUAAAAGUGGCUGCAGAGGUGGGAACAGAGGUAAUUCUACCUUGUGAGGCCCAAGGGAGUCCGACACCACUGGUCACGUGGAACAGAAAUGGCCAACCCAUCCCCCCUGUCACAGCAGGGUUCACCGUUUUGCCCUCUGGCUCGCUGAAGAUAACUGAUGUACGCCGCAUUGAUAGCAAACUGUACACUUGUACUGCUGAGAAUCCAGCCGGCAAUGUGUCCUUAAGUUACAAUUUACGCAUCCAAGCCAAGCCCAGGAUUCAGCCUGCACCCCCUCUACUGAAAGCUCUGGUGGGACAAACAGUCACGCUCCCAUGUGUGGUCCAGGGGGAGCCGAGCCCAGAGGUCAAUUGGUUUCACAAUGGACUUCCUGUUGGGAUCAAGGAGACGUCACCUCUUAGGAUCCAGCAGGUCAGCCAAGCUGACAAAGGAACUUACCAGUGUGUGGCUCGUAACAGCGCUGGACAGGAGACUUUGGAGAUCAUGCUGGAAAUUCUUGAGGCCCCAUCUUUUGCCGAACCAGGAGAUUCCAUCAUGGAGAAAAUAAGUAACAGCAAGGUAGUCAUCCCUUGCCCCGCUGAAGGUUCUCCACCACCAAAGGUGCGCUGGUUCAAGAAUGGCCUGGAGAUACAUCCUGGACAAUCAGAGUUUUCUGUGAUGAGGGAUGGAGCUCUUAUAAUUAGCAGAGCUUCUGCCAGUCACAGUGGCGACUUCAAAUGUGUGGCAACCAAUGAGGCGGGCUCUGUGGAUAGGAAGACCAGAUUGAAAGUGAAUGUUCCUCCUGAAAUCCAAGAUGAUGGUCAAGCACAUAACCUUACUGUGACCUUAAAGCAGCCUCUCACUCUUGGCUGUGAUGCCUUUGGUAUUCCUUCCCCGACAAUUACCUGGACUAAAGAUGGUCACCUUGUUGACAGUCCUGGGCUGUAUCUGCAAAAUGGGAACCGACUGCUUAAAAUCUACAGAGUCCAGCCAGAACACGCAGGAAUGUUUGCUUGCACCGCUCAAAACUCAGCUGGAGAAGCACGAAGGGAAUAUCAUAUAGUGGUGCAAGCUCCACCAGUGAUCUCAGGAACAUCCAAACUCCAAGAUAUAACAGCCAUCCUUGGCCAGGAGGUGGAGUUUCAGUGCAGAGUUAGUGGGCGCCCAGCACCCAGAGUGGAAUGGAGUCGCGACGGAGAGGUGCUGUCCCGUGAUGGAGAUCCACAUGUGGAGUUCCUGGAGGAUGGCCAGGUGCUGAAAGUGAAAUCAGCCCGGCUGAGAGAUCAAGGACUUUACCAGUGUUUGGCCAGCAACAAUGCGGGGACACAGAUACGGCAGUUCAGACUAACAGUGCAAGCUCCUCCAGCAAUCAGAGGUCCUGGUCAGAUCUCGAAUGUGACAGUGGUGCUGGGCUUCCCGAUAGUCCUUCUCUGUGAUGUAGAAGGUUCACCCAUGCCGAGCAUCACCUGGUUGAAAGACAACCAGCCCAUUGUGUCGAGCGCCCAGUUGACAUACACGCAAGGUGGGCAGGCUUUUAGGGUGGGCUCAGCACAAGGGGACAGCACAGGCCUUUAUACGUGCCGGGCUUCCAAUCCAGCUGGCACUGCUGUCAAGCACUAUUCUCUUAGUGUUCUAGUACCCCCACAAAUCGACGGGGACCCAGCAUCUAUCGGCACUCGGGAAAAGAAAGUACGAAUCAAUGACAGUUUAACUCUCUCCUGCCUUGCUAAAGGUUUCCCUGAGCCCAAGUUUGCCUGGUUCAAAGAUGGGCAGCCGUUGACAGGAAACAACCAUGUUGGCAUUUUGGUGAGUGGGGCCUUCCUGCAGCUAGAGAAUGCAAUGCUGUCCCAUGAAGGUCAGUACACAUGCGUGGUCACCAACUCGGCAGGAGAGGACAAGAGAUACUUCCAUGUUGCCGUACAAGUUCCUCCGGUCUUCCAUCGCGUGACUAACAGAGAAGCAGCCUGGGGUGUGGAGGACAGAGAGGAUGAGGAGAAUGAGGACAUGGUAGCCAAGCGGGAAGUAAUCCUUGGCCAUCCCAUCAGCCUCUCCUGCGAAAGUAACGCCAUACCACCCCCUAAGCUCAAUUGGUACAAAGAUGGACAGAAGCUCACCAGCGCUGACGGAGCAAUAUUACUGCCAGGUGGACAGGUGUUACACAUUGCUCGAGUUCAGAAAGAGGAUGCAGGAAGGUACACAUGCGAGGCUGUCAAUGAAGCUGGAGAGGAUCAUUUGCAUUUUGAAUUGGAGGUCUUGGUAUCACCUGUGAUCAUGGGGGCAUCUGAGGAGUUUAUGGAGGAAAUAGGAGCAGUGGUCAACAGCACUGUGGCCCUUCAUUGUGAUGUAACUGGACAUCCGACUCCAGCUAUCUCGUGGUCUAGAGAUGGACAGCCAGUUGACACGGACUCACAGCAUCUCAUCAGUGAGGACAGUACACAACUGCAGCUCCUCAGUGUGCAGGUUUCAGACAUGGCUGGAUACUUGUGUACAGCAGAAAACAAGGUCGGGUCAGUUGAGAAGCUCUUCAGUCUAACUGUUCAAGUACCACCGAGAAUAUUAGGACCUAAAGAGGAGGAGCUGAGUGUGACUGAGGGUCAUAUGGUGUCAUUGCUGUGUGAUGUACAAGCAUACCCUCCACCAGAAAUCACUUGGACCAAAGAUGGGCAGAUCCUCCGCUUUAGUAGCGGUAUCCACCUAUUGCCAGGUGGCCAGAUGCUACAGCUGCCCCGGGCAAGACUGGAGGAUGCAGGACAAUACGUUUGCACGGCCUCUAAUUCAGCUGGCCAGGACCAGAAGAGUCUACUCCUCAGUGUUUAUGUGCUGCCCACCCUGAAAUCUCGUCUUGAUGCCGAGUCAGAUGUGGUGACCCCGCAGCUCGGCUCUUCUGUAACCCUGCAAUGCGAAGCCCAUGGUGUCCCUGAGCCUGAGGUCACGUGGUAUAAAAAUGGACUCCAACUAGUUCCAGGGAAUGGACUGAAGACAGAUCACCACCAACUGGAGAUCACAGGAGUUCAGAUGACAGACGGUGGCACAUAUACUUGCAAAGUAUCCAAUGUAGCUGGCCAGGUAGACAGAACCUUCAGACUCGCAGUUUACGUUCCACCUGUCAUCAAUGAGCCUCUCUCGGAGACCCUAAACUACACCUUGGGCUCUCUUGUAUCACUUCGGUGUGAGGCCUCGGGAGUCCCUGUUCCAAGCAUAACAUGGCUCAAAGAUGGAACACCUAUCGAGAGUAGCCUGCAGUGGCAGUGGUCUAUCCGAGGGAACCGCCUUGAGUUGGGGCCUCUUACUCUGUCUCAUGCCGGAACUUACACCUGUGUUGCCAAGAACAGUGAAGGACAGGAACAAAAGGACUAUAUUCUCACAGUGCAGGUGUCACCUACUAUUCUGGACUCUGAUGAUCCAUCUGAAGUUAGUGCACCCAUGGGUGAAGAGAUAACACUCGAGUGCAAAGCAGCUGGAAACCCCACACCUCACCUUAGCUGGCUCAAAGACGGCUUGACUUUGGAAGGUUCCGAUAGUCGUCACAUUGCUGUGACGCCCGAUGGCAGCACAUUGACAUUACUAGGCCUUAGUCCUGAGGAUUCUGGAACAUAUACCUGUUUGGCUGUCAGCCCUGCUGGUCAGGAGAGCAAGAUCUACACUCUCUUUGUCCUUGUACGACCAUCCAUCUUGGGCGAGACCACCGAACCCAAAGUGUUACAGGCCGUACAGGACAGUGCUGUGACUCUUGAGUGUCGUGCUGAUGGAGACCCUCCACCUCAGAUCAGCUGGCUCAAGAAUGGACAACCUCUACUUUUAUCACCCCAUACACGCCUAGUUUCUGGUGACUCCGUACUUAGGAUUUCUCCCGUGCAGUUGUCAGAUGCUGGCGUUUACACAUGCAUAGCUCGCAGCCGAGCUGGUCUUGCUGAACUUAGCUAUGACGUUCAGGUCCAAGUGCCUCCUGGUGUGGAUCAUGUGGAACCUGUAGAACCGGUGACAGUUGUGCAAGGAUCGUUAGUAACUCUUACCUGUGAGGCCCGUGGUGUUCCUCCUCCAACGUUGACUUGGAUGAAAGACGGCCAGCCGCUAUCACUUCAUCGGAACCUGCUGUUGGAUGGACAGGAGACGCGGCUGCAGCUGCCUGAUGUGGCACCUUCGGAGGCAGGCCUCUACAGCUGUGUUGCUAGCAACCAAGCUGGAAGCAGCACAAAGAGUUUUAAUCUUACCAUUCUAGAGCCUCCAAAGAUAUACGAAUCUGAUGACCCACUGGAGCUGACGAUUGCAGUAAACAGCCCUCUGGAGUUGGAGUGCUCUGCAGAGGGAGUACCACCCCCUACCCUUAGCUGGCUCAAGGACGGUCGUCCGCUGGAAGGAAACGACAUCAUUCAGGAGGAUGGACACAUUCUUAGUAUCAGCAAAAUUCAGGUUGAGGAUGCAGGUCUGUACACCUGCUUGGCCAGCAGCUCAGCUGGAGAGGAUGGAAGAAACUAUUGGGUUCGAGUACAAGUCCCACCGACCCUUCUUGGCUCUGAAGAUGUUAGAACUUUGUCAGUGCCAGUUAAUGGACAUCUGACCCUGGAGUGCCUGGCUGACAGUGACCCCCCUCCUGAUAUUGACUGGUACAAGGAUGAGGUCCAGAUGCAGCUGGGUGGCCGCAUUCAGCGGCUCGCAGGAGGCCAGUACCUUGAAAUACAGGACGUCAGACCAGAGGACAGUGGCCAGUACAGUUGUGUGGUUACCAACAUGGCAGGAAGCACCAGUCUCUUCUUCAUUGUGGAGAUUCUCUUGCCACCAGUGAUUAAGGAGAGCACCGCUGUGGUCACAGCUCAUAUAGGCCAGGAUGCAAUUUUGCCUUGUGAAGUUGAAGAUGGCACGUCUCCGACAAUUAUGUGGAGAAAAGAUGGCUUCCCCAUAACCCACGAUAACAACAAGUACACCAUGCUACCAGAAGGCUCCUUACGUGUGCACGGAGUUCAGCUAAGUGAUGCUGGCCGCUACCACUGCACGGUAUCAAACCAGGCAGGCUCGGACCACCGGGGAAUCGAUCUCAGAGUGUUUGUGGGUCCUUCAAUCAGUCCUGGCCCGUUCAACACAACAGUAACCACAGGCAUCAGAGCUGUCCUGAGCUGUGAGACAACAGGCAUACCUCCUCCUAAAGUGUCCUGGAAAAGGAAUGGCUCCCCUCUUGAUAGUAGCCAUCAGUCUAAUGCAUACAAGUUAUUAUCUUCUGGGUCACUGGUACUUUUAUCGCCGUCCAAUGAGGAUGAAGGUUACUUUGAGUGCACAGCUGUGAAUGAUGUUGGAGAGGAACGCAGGGUUAUUGAGGUCAUCCUCCAAGUCCCACCGUCUAUUGAAGACGAUGUCACAACAGUUACAGCUGUGAAAAUGUCUCCUGUGGAGUUGCCUUGUCAAGUUAAAGGCCAACCUCAGCCAAUCGUCUCCUGGACAAAAGGUGGAGCCAAGCUGGGAUCUAGAGGAGGAAGUUACCGCGUCCUACCUACUGGGGUGUUGGAGAUAACUGCUGUGUUACCAAGCCAUGCCGGCAGGUACACAUGCUCAGCUCGCAAUGCAGCUGGAGUGGCUCACAAACACAUCUCACUUACGGUGCAAGAGUCUCCAGAAAUCAGACCCCUGCCAGAGGAAGUCCAAGUGGUGUUACAUCAUGGGACCAUCUUACCCUGUGAGGUUCAAGGAUUUCCUAGGCCGUCCAUUACCUGGCAAAGAGAGGGUGUUCCCAUAGCAGCUGGUCACAGGCUAGCUGUGCUCUCAAACGGCGCCCUCAAGUUUGCUCGUGUUACUCUUGGUGAUGCAGGAAUGUACCAAUGCCUGGCAAAAAAUGAAGCUGGUGUUGCUGUGGGAAGAACUAAACUUGUGCUUCAAGUUCCACCAGUGCUGAGCGUGCCCCAUGUGGAAUACAUUGCUGUGCUGGGCCAACCUGUCAGUUUGGAGUGUGCGGCCGAUGGCCAACCCCAACCGGACGUUACUUGGCACAAAGACAGGAGACCUUUAGUUGACAGUGCUCAUAUUCAUAUAUAUGCAAAUGGUACACUGGUGAUCACAUCUACCCAGCGCAGUGAUGCUGGGACGUACACAUGUACUGCCAAAAAUCUUGCUGGCAGAACCAGUCAAGACAUCAGACUGGUGAUUCAAAUUCCCCCGAUGAUUCUUCCUGGUCAAACAGAGAUGUCAGUCAUUCAAGGAUUUCAGGCCUUGCUACCUUGUGCUGCUCAAGGUUCACCAGAUCCCAAAGUAUCAUGGGAAAAGGAUGGUGAAGUUUUGCUCAAACGUCCGGGCAAAUUCACCGUCCUGCGAUCCGGAGAGCUGAUUAUCGAGAGGGCUGAGCCAGGAGAUGCUGGACUUUUCACAUGUGUAGCCACCAAUGAGGCAGGAUCCACGAAACAGGAUAUUCACUUGUCCGUCAAUAUGCGACCUGCCUUUAAAGAGCUACCUGGUGAUGUUACCUUAAAUAAAGGGCAGGAUCUGGCCUUAUCUUGUCAUGCACAAGGAACACCUUCUCCUGUCAUCUCCUGGACUGUCAACAAUAAACCUUACCCAGGGGCCACUGUAGAUGAAGCUGGCAGGAACACCAUCAUAAUCGAUAACGUUACCAUGAGUGAUGCUGGAACUUAUGUGUGUAUCGCGGAAAACAGCGUGGGCUCCAUCCGAGCGCUCUCCUUUGUCCGCAUCAGAGAGCCUCCUGUUCUGAAGGGUGAAGCCCACACGUUUCAAACAGUCACUCAAGGUGGCUCCGCUAUGAUCGACUGUCCAGUCCAAGGAGACCCCAACCCAGUUUUCCGCUGGCUCCGGAACGGAAAACCCCUGCACCGCUCUGUCCGCAUGCAAGCACUUCACAAUGGAUCAUUGAUCAUUUACAGCAUCACCGCUGCAGACGAAGGGGAUUAUGAAUGCGUGGCUGAGAGUGAAGCAGGGUCAGCUGAACGGACCAUUACUCUCAAGGUUCAGAUUAAUGGAGGCUACUCCAACUGGCAAGACUGGGGUCCUUGUAGUAGCAUCUGCGGUCAAGGCUUCCAAGACCGCAGUCGACUUUGCAACAACCCAGAACCAGCUAAUGGUGGACGAACGUGCAGCGGGCCAAGUAUUGACUCCAGGAAAUGUCAAGCCGGCCUUUGUCCAGGUGAAGCCCCUCGCAGGACCAGAGGAAGUCUUAUAGGCAUGGUCAACGAGAGAGAGUUUGGAGUGUCUUUCCUAGAGGCCAACAUCACAGAUAAUGAAGAAGAAGGCAGCAGCACUCUCCAGGCCCGUCUUGACAACAUUCCUCCGAGCGUUGGUCCCUUGCUGCGGGUGCUGGUAUCUGGUUUUGCACCCAUCUACUGGACCACUGUGCUUCAGCGAGAGACCACGAGGAAUGGCUUCUCCUUCACACAUGGACAGUUCAAGCAGGAGUCUCAACUGGAAUUUGAAACAGGCGAAGUCCUUCGUGUCCUCCAUGUGGCUAGAGGACUGGAUUCUGAGGGAGUUUUACUGAUUGACAUUGUAAUCAAUGGAUUUGUACCGCCAUCAUUAACAACCUCACAUGUCAGCCUCCAGGAGUUUGAUGAGUCCUAUGUGCAGACGGGUCAAGGACAGAUGUACUCGUGGUCAUCACAGACCCACCAGAGAGGGGGUACCCCCAUGGUGCUGCGCUGCAACCACACCAUUAUCUACGAGGGCGAGGAGACCCGCCAGGGCCCUCUGCUCCAGCUGUUGAAGGUUUCCGGAAUGAAUAGUGUCUACAAUAUGCUUACGCUUACACUGGACUUCCACUUUACAUCACACCUUCUCAUACCAGAUGGUCAUGAAGACAGUUGCCCGAAAGGCUUUGUCCUCGACACAACCUCAUACUGUGCUGAUGAAGACGAAUGUGCGCUUCAGUCUCCCUGCUCUCACUCGUGUAACAACAUCAUGGGAGGGUUUUCUUGCGUCUGCCCUUCUGGCUUUACCAUCUCGACGGAAACCAACAUAUGCCAAGAUAUUGACGAGUGUGCCCAAGGCUCACAUAUGUGCCACUACAACCAGCAAUGUAUCAACACAAUGGGCACUUAUCGCUGCCAAGCCAAGUGUGGAGCAGGAUUUAAGCCCAGCAUUAAAGGAAACAGCUGCGAAGAUGUGGACGAGUGCAGAGAGUCUACCAUAUCGCCGUGUCAACAUCAGUGUCUCAACACUUUGGGAUCCUACCGCUGCAUCUGCCACCCUGGGUAUCAGCAGUCAGGACACCAAUGCAUCGACAUCAAUGAGUGCAUGAGGAAUGUGUGCCCAGCUCACCAGCAAUGUCAGAACACUGACGGAGGCUACCAGUGUUUCGACAGCUGCCCAGCUGGCAUGACCAAAGCAGAAAAUGGAGUGUGCAUGGAUAUUGACGAGUGUCAAGAUGGAAGUCACAUGUGUCGCUACUCUCAGAUCUGUCAGAACACAGUCGGAGGUUACGGGUGUAUAUGUCCCAGAGGGUACCGGUCUCAAGGAAUUGGUCUGCCAUGUCUGGACGUCGAUGAAUGCCUGCAGACACCAAGCCCAUGCGUCUUUCAGUGCCGCAAUGUGCCGGGCAGCUUCAGAUGCUUGUGUCCACCUGGAACUGUGCUGCUUGGGGAUGGACGCUCAUGUGCUGGGCUAGAGAGAGGACAGAUCUUUACUAAUGGGACCAGAGUCAGAGCGAGACUUCGGCCGCAGCUGGUGUCAUCCCUUGGCAGGCCUUUUUUGUCCCGUUCUCACGGGGUGUCUCGUAUUACCAGGCAGAGCUGUCCUCUAGGAUAUACCAGCAGAGAUGGCAAAUGUGUUGAUGUGGAUGAAUGUCUGCUCAGGAAGCCCUGCCAACAUGAAUGUCGAAACACCAUUGGCAGUUUCCAGUGUCUGUGUCCUCCAGGCUACCAGCUGCUACCCAAUGGCAGGAACUGUAAAGACACUGACGAAUGUUUGGAGCAAGGCAUUCAAUGUGGCCACAAUCAGAUGUGUUUUAACACCAGAGGAGGAUACCAGUGCCUGGACACUCCCUGUCCUGCAUCCUACCAGCGGGGAAGAAGCCCGGGGACAUGCUACAAGCCAUGCUCUCUGGACUGCGCCACCGGAGGCUCUCCUCUGCUCCUGCAGUACAAGCUCCUCACGCUUCCCUCUGGCAUACCAGCCAAUCACAACGUAGUGCGGCUGUCCGCGUUCUCGGAGUCAGGAAUCUUGCAAGAACGCACAUCUUUUAUUAUACUAGAGCAAGAAUCUGAGACGGGUCUAUUGGGACAAGCAUUUGGCAUCAGGGAUGACACAGGCCGGGGGAUCAUCUACACAAGGCGGCUGCUUGACAGCCCUGAACUUGUACGCCUCAAAGUGCAGGCCACCACCAUUUCACAGCAAGGCCGUGUGACAUACCAGAGUAUCUUCAUCAUCUACAUUUCCAUCUCGGCAUUUCCCUACUGACCUGCUUCACAACUCUAGAUACUUUUAACGCAAAUCUCCAGAAACCUGAGUCUCGGAUGCAUUACGUGACUGAUAAAUCCUGUGGAUACUUAGGACUGAAACAUGGUGAAAGAACUUAACAUUGCAUUAUCGAGGCCGAUACGACUGGCCAGAGAAAAUUGAAUCUGUCGCCCCAAAAAUGGAAAGAAAUGCAUUAAUUGCCUCAGUAAAAACAUGAUCCAAAACUUCCAAGCUUGGGUCUUCUGGUAGAUAAUUCAACGUCUGGUCGUAGUGCUUCUGAUUAUGCCUAAUUAAGGCAAAUAAAUGAAAAUGUAAGCAAAAAAUAGCUUGAUCCGGUUUAAAUUUUCAUCAUUAAUGACAAUAAAUAAUAUUGACAAUAGGGAUUGCUUAUUCUACAAUUUAAAAAAAUUCUGACUCCUUGAGCCACUUGUUUAAAGUGACAAACCAGUGGAGCGUGUGUAACUGUGUGAUCGUGUUGCAUCUAUGCAGCUUUUUUGUCCUCUGCAUUUGAAUGUAAAUAUGUUUAAAAGUGCCUUUUUGAAUGUAUCGGAGUAGACUUUCUUGAGGCUGGUGCUAAAAUUAAUACAUUUUUUUACCGGUAUUGACUGCAUUCAUUCUGUUGUUGGUGCUGCUCCAAAUGUCUUCCGUGCUUACAUGACCUUUAUACACAAUGCUGAUAUGGGAUUUGUUGGUGUAAAAGAAGAGGAAAAGGGUCAUUUGCAACCCACGUUAGCCUGCGAAAAAAGAGAUUAGACUGUUACUUAUACUGUCGACCCUACUCAAACCGUGUUAACCCACUUUCACUGUAAAUUGUAUGUGUGUUGAGUACAGUAUUUGCAGAAAUAAAAAACACAUUUGUUUUUUUUUAAA